Cyprinodon variegatus (sheepshead minnow) is the source of this 5615-nucleotide messenger RNA. Its product is annotated as usherin-like. The transcript is spliced from 28 exons. Gene Ontology annotation, molecular function: protein binding. The record is from RefSeq and is a predicted model, not a curated record. The annotation marks the transcript as partial. Lineage: Eukaryota; Metazoa; Chordata; Actinopteri; Cyprinodontiformes; Cyprinodontidae.
CAAGUUUCCGUUACACGGUCCUCAGUGUAACGUUUCAGGCGCGUUACUUGGUAUCAUACCGCCUCCAGCGCUGCUGGCCAGAUGGCAGCGCGAGGUAAUCUUCUUAAUAGCGCGCGCCGCAUGUUCUGAAUGAGACAGGGAGGCACAAAAAAAAAGGAAUAACAACUUCAACAAGUUCAGCUUUAACCUAAUGUUUGUAAACGAAGACGGACAAAGUUAUUUAGACGUGUUUUACAAUAGACUACCUUUGAGGGGGGAAGUUAAUUAUUUUACCGGCUGACAGGUGUGAGGAGCAACCUGUGGAAGAUUUGUUUUUUUGACUCAUGCAACAACAAGUGGAAUGCUGGUCGAUGGCAGACGGAUGAUGGGGAAGAGGUUUUUAUAGGAGAUUGUGAAAUCCUACCUAUCAUGUGGAGGCUUUGGUUGUGGUUUGCCUGAUUUGCGGAUGUGGGGGUGAGGGACAGAGACUGUGUAACUGAGGACUAAUCUCAGUAGCUUCACCCUAGGGGCCCUGGUCUGUAAAAAUGUCCCUGUAACCGUGGAAUCCCGGAGCCAUGACAGUCAUCACUUAUUCACACAGCUUGGGGAAGCUUCAGAACAAAAUUCCAGUUCUUGAAGAUCCUGCAUCCUUCAGGACUGUUCCAGAACCCGUUGUGAAGAUCCAUAAACCUAGAACCGUGCUGAACUCUUUAAAGAUCCAAGAACUGCAUGGAGUUAAAUGUAUAAAGGUCAAUGAAAAGAAUGAUAAUAAAGAAAAAAAUAUUCUAAGGAAGCUCCAAACAAUGGGCCAAGAUGUUCACAUUUGCAGAAAAGACCAUAGAAAAUAUGUCAAAGGAUGUGUCAAGUUGGCUAAUGAAGAGGAUGACAGCACAGAUCUCGCAGGGAUAUGUUCGUUUACAAAAAAGGGGAAGGAUAUUCUGCAAAUAUACAACAGGAUACAAAACAAGCAGCUCAGGCUUGUGUUUAAAUUGGCAGAUCGCAGCGCAAAUGGAGGGAAAAUAAAGAUGAAUUUCAUGAGACUUGGGCAACCUAAGGUCCAGCUCUGGUUAUGUCUUCUUAUCCUGAGCUUCUGUGCUAAACCUGUUUCAUCACAGGGACAUUUCCCACGAAUGGAGAAUGUUGCAGCUUUCAAACCUGUGUCCACACUGCCGGCUCGAUCCACCUGUGGUUUUCCAAAGCAGAGCAGCUACUGCCAAUCACCUUCCUCACGGGAUGAACUGCAUUUGUGUUUUGAAGCCAUGUGUGUCCAGGAGUGCCCCUAUAGAUCCUCCACACCACCGUAUGCGCAACUGCUCUUCGCUCCACAAAGGGGUACCUGUGUAACUGAAGAUGUGGUUGACACUCAUCCUGGGACGGAAACAGCGGCUGGAAGCACAACAAGUCCAGAUGGACUUUCUGUUGUAGCUCAGAGUGUACUGUUUCAGCCCAGCGAAGAUGGAUGUCUGGUCACUCCUCCUUCACAGGCAAUAGGACCACGUGGUUCCCUUACUUUGGCUGUCUGGUUAAAGCCAAGCUCCAAUGGAGAAAUGAUGUUGCUGGAGAAAAGCUCAGAGAAGCGGUUGGUCUUUUCUUUGACAGUAUCAGAGCGAGCUGUAACCUUCCGAUACAAUGCGACCAAUGGUCGGACCUCUCCUAGUGUAAGCUUCAGAACAGAAGGACGGCUACAGCUGAACAGAUGGACUCAUCUUACUUUGCAGAUCUACGACAGGCAUGCAAGUCUUUUUCUUGAUGGACUUGAAGAUGACCAAACACCGUUUGACACAAAACAUCUGAUGAGCCCACUUUCUGAUAUCGACGAGUAUGGUGACAUGUGGGUGGGACUUAGCUCCAAUGGGUCUAAUCAGUUCAUUGGGCGGAUGCAGGACUUUAGAUAUUAUCCUACUACACUGACCAACAGAGAAAUAGUCCAGUUGUAUUCCGGAGUCAUGCCAAAGCUGCAUGUCCACUCUGAGUGCCGCUGUCCUUCCAGCCAUCCCAGAGUACAUCCAUUAGUUGAGAGAUACUGUAUUCCUAAUGCUGUUGAGGACACCACUAAUGACAGGGUCUUGAGACUAAACAUCAACGCUCAUCCACUUAGUUACAUUAAUGAUCAAGAUAUGGGCACCAUGUGGCUGUCUAAGGUCAUGAGUUUGCAGGAGCUAGAUGACGGAAUCACUAUUACAGUGGAUUUGGCUAAUGGACAAUAUCAGGUGUUCUACGUUAUAGUGCAGUUUCGGGGGCCUUUGCCUGAGUCAGUUUUGAUUCAGAGACAGAAGCUUCCUUUUUCUGAGCAGGAGAUGGAUAUGACAGAGCAAUCCUGGUUAGAUUGGCAGUAUAUGGCCAGAAACUGCAAUGUUUUUGAUAUGCAGAACAAUGGACCAUUACCAAGACCAGACUCUGUCAACUGCCAGCAAAUGCCCAGUGAUGUGCCACUUUUAGGAGGUAAUAUCACCUUUAGUCUCCUGACCACACAGCCACAUCCGAGGCCAGGAUAUAAUGACUUCUAUAAAACUCCUGGCCUGCAAGAGAUGGUGCUAGCUUCCCAGGUCAGAAUACAUAUGAAAGGACAAUACCACACCGGAGCAGAUGGAGUCGACCAGCGACACAGACACUUUGCCAUAAGUGAGAUCACAAUCAGUGGCAGAUGUGAGUGUCACGGCCAUGCAGAUCAGUGUGACACCAGUGUGACCCCUUACCGCUGUCUGUGUCUACCUGAGAGCCACACCGUCGGAAAUAAUUGCGAACGCUGUGCACCACUCUACAAUGACAAACCCUUCAGGUCAGGUGAUCAGCUCCAGCCUAUGAACUGCAGACUCUGUCAGUGUUAUGGUCAUGCUGUUUCUUGUCAUUAUGAUGUCCUUGCUGACGAGCAUCCACAUGAGCACUAUCGUGGAGGAGGAGGAGUCUGUGACCACUGCAUUCACAAUACUACAGGAAAGAACUGCGAGCAGUGUGUAAGUGGAUUCUUCAGGAUGCAGGAUUUUGAUCCAACCUCAGCUCAUGUGUGUCAGCCCUGCAACUGUAACCCUGCUGGAACUGUCCAAGGUACCACAGAGUGUGCCCAGAUUGGAGGACAGUGUCACUGCAAAGUUGCAGUAACAGGCCGUCAAUGCACUCACUGUUUGCCUGGUUGGUAUGGUCUCGAUGCUACAAAUCCAAAUGGCUGCACAUCCUGUAACUGUAGUGACCAAGGAACCAUGAGCCCCUCAACAGUAGAAGUUUCCAUCUGCAACCAGGACACAGGGCAGUGCCACUGUAAACCCCAUGUCACAGGUCUGUCAUGUGACCGCUGUGAGUUUGGAUAUUGGAACCUUUCCCACCCAGAUGGCUGCAUCCCAUGUGACUGUGACCCUUUGGGUUCCCUCAGUCCAUUUUGUGAGCCCAAUGGGGGGCAGUGUGAGUGCAAGCCUGGGGUGGGAGGCCGUCAAUGUGACUUAUGCGGUAGGGGAUUGUAUGGUUUAACAAUAGAGGGAUCCUGUGCCCCCUGCAACUGCUCACUUGAUGGGACAGUACCUGGGACAAACUGUGAUCCAUACACAGGCCAGUGUGUAUGUAAGGAAUAUGUACAAGGCCAUCAUUGUGAUUCAUGUCGUCGUGGUUACCACACCCUUGAGCAUCGCAACAGCCUGGGCUGCCUGCCGUGUCUAUGUGACAUCAGUGGAACUUUGUCAGAGGGUGUGUGCAGUAAGAAGACAGGACAAUGCCCCUGCAAGGAAGGAGUCGAGGGAGCCCACUGUACCAGCUGUAUUCCAAACUACUAUAAUAGUAGUUUGGACCAUGAGAGUUUUUCACAGGGCUGUGUGCCAUGUAUCUGUGACCCCAGGGGAACAGUGACAGGGUCAACAUGUGACAGCAACACGGGGCAAUGUGUUUGUAUCCCAUCGCGACAAGGAAAGGACUGCAGCAGCUGCCGACCUGGCUUCUACCUCAGCCCAGAUCAUAGCAUGUGUUUGGAGUGUGACUGCCAUCCUAUGGGAGCAAUGCAACUUAGUUGUGAAAGCCAGAAUGGACAGUGUGUCUGUGCUCAUCCCUCAGUGGGAGGAAGACGCUGUGACCAAUGUCGUGAGAACUUCUUUGGAUUUAACCCUGGUCUGGGAAGAUGUCAGCCUUGUGCUUGUGACCCAUUCGGCAGUCUCAAUAGUUCAUGUGAUCCAGACACAGGUGUGUGUACAUGUAAGCUGUUGGUAACUGGAGAUAAAUGUGAUUCAUGCCAGCCUGGAGCCAUUUCAUUUGAUCCAGAGAACCCCUUCGGAUGCAGCAAAGCCCCUUCCCAGCAGCCUGCACCACUUGGUCUGGCUCCUAGUUACUCCUCAAUCUAUCUCUCGUGGCAUCCACCUGACUCCCCAAAUUCACACAGACUCAACUACACUCUCAUGAGGGAUGGACUCUCAGUUCAUACCAUUCAAAGUCAUUUUCCAUUUAAACUGGAAUCCUUUGAAGAUGGUAAUUUGUUUCCAUUUACCAACUACUCCUACUGGCUCAUAACAGCAAAUGUGGCUGGUGAGACAAUAAGUGCAUCAACCUCCUACCAGACUUUAGGAGCACCUCCUUCUGCAGAGCAGCUUGUCUUAAACCUCCUUGGACGACCAGGUCCAUACAGUGCAAGCUUUAACUGGAGCAUACCGAGAAAUGAUAAAGGUCCAGUCCAAAGGUUUGUUUUAUCCUCAGUGGGGUCAUCUAAUGAAGCAGAGCCAGUUAUUCACUACACAGGUUUAUCUACAGAGGCUGUGGCUAGCGGUUUAAAGUCCUUUACGCAGUACUCUGUAACAUUGAAGGCAUGCUCUUCUGGCGGUUGCACCUCUGGCCCACCAUUGUCUAUUCUCACAGCUGCUGCACCCCCACAAAACCAGUCUGCUCCCAGAAUCAAUGCUACAGGACCUCAUACGCUGCAUGCUUUUUGGGAGCCCCCUAGUCAGCCCAAUGGUGUUAUUACAAAGUAUGAGUUGUAUCUCCGUGGGCCUUUGGAAAUGAACCAAGUGUCAAGUUUUAACUCUGAGAGGAGAGUUUUCUUCAGCUCUGGUUGGCUGGAUCCAAGUGUCGUCCCACAACCAAAGCCAGCCAAGAGGAGUUCAUUGUCUGCCCCUAAAAAUAGUACCAUCAUAGAGGGUCUUCAGGCAUUUUCAGUUUAUCAGCUGAGAGUUGUUAGCAUCAACAGGGCUGGAAAUGUUUCAUCGGAUUGGACCACUGCACACACCUUGGAGGGAGUCCCAGAGUUUGUGGCUCCUCCAGAUGUAUCUGCACUAUCAUCCAGCUGCCUCAACAUUACAUGGAACUCUACUGAGGGUUAUGGCAUCAUUGCCAGAGGGCAGGUCAUGGAGUACAGAGUCAAUUUACUAACUGAGCAAUUCUCCAAUCCCUAUGCUCCUCCUGUUGUCAGUCAGGUCUUGCAUAGAAUGGGGCCAUCAUCACUGCCUGCUUACAUCGUUCAAGGAUUGAAACCGUACCAUGUGUACAACUUCACUAUCACGCUGUGCACAAGAAUGGGUUGCAUUACAAGUACACCCAGCUCAGGGCGGACCUUACCAGCAGUGCCUACAGGACUGAGUCCACCUCGUUUACGUCCCUUAAAUGAAACCACCAUUCAGAUAGAUUGGGAUCCUCCAGAUCAACUUAAUGGACCAAGCCCACUGUAUCAG